AUGCGUUGGGACUUGAUACAGGCUCUUGCUCUCAUACAGUUGGCCUCUGCAGGUCCUGUUGAGAAAAGAGAUACUGUUACGGCUCAGGUGAACUUUAACAAUAAUACCGGUACUCCGCAACAUCUGGCAUCGGGACUCUUGUAUGGUGUCCCCGAUACUCUGAACCAGAUUCCGUCGCAUUUCUACCAGAAUAUCGGGUAUAACUAUGAACGUGCAGGAGGCGCACAAGUCGCUGCCCCCGGCCGUGGCUGGAUCUGGGGUUUGACUGAGUAUAAAAAGCGUUUCCAGUCAGCUCUUUCAAAUUACAAGACUGCUCGUGAAUAUGGUGCAACCUUCAUUUUCCUUAUUCACGAUCUGUGGGGCGCCGAUGGAUCCCAGAAUUCCACUGCUCCGUACCCCGGUGAUAACGGAGACUGGUCUAGUUGGGAUGCAUAUCUCACUCAGCUCUUCUCCGACAUCAAGGCCAAUAGCAUGACUAGUGGGCUUGUCAUUGAUAUCUGGAAUGAGCCUGACCUCACGGUGUUCUGGAAUCGCGAUCAAAGCCAGUAUCUGCAAAUGUGGGGCAGAACAUGGCACAAGUUCAGGGCUGAGUUCGGUACUGCUGUAGCACUCUCCGGCCCAGCCAGCGCCGGUGAACCACUGUCCACCAAUACCUGGUGGAAAGCAUGGGCAUCCUUCGUCGCCAGCAACCAGUCCGUUCCAGACCAGUAUGCUUGGCACAUGGAAGGAGGAGGCGGAGACCUUCUUUCAGCUAACGCAGGACUCGAUCACUGGCUCGCGACAUACAAUCUCCCCUCGAAGACGAUCAACAUCAACGAAUACGCCGUGUACAACGAACAAGUCCCCGCCGGUUCUGCCUGGUGGAUCGGCCAGUUAGAACGCAUCAAUGCACACGGUCUGCGCGGGAACUGGCUCAGCGGCACCAAUCUUCGCGACUACAUGGCCUCUCUCCUAGGCAAAUCUGGAUCAACCUACUACCCCAACGGCGACUAUCAGGUGUACAAGUAUUACUACCAGAACAUGACUGGCCACCGGGUCGGAACGCUGCCUUCUUCGGACCUGAAGCUUGAAGCGUACUCAACUGUUGGCACAGAUUACGCUCGCGUGCUAGUUGGUGUUCGAAUUGCAACUGGUACCUGGGAGUUGAAGUUGAACUCGCUAUCGUCUCUUGGAUUGCCGACAAGCGGGACGCUGAAUGUACAUACCUGGGGAUUCCCGGUGGCAUCAGAUGUGCACUAUGGAGAGGUGGAUGCGCCGACUGAUUUGGGUUGGUACGGUCAUGCUUAUUCGGGGGAUACUGUUAACUUCCCUGUUUAUCAGACAGACAAGGUAACGGCGUAUGCAUUUGAGUUUGCUAUCUAG
Messenger RNA from Penicillium subrubescens, 1362 nucleotides. Its product is annotated as glycoside hydrolase family 39 protein. Lineage: Eukaryota; Fungi; Ascomycota; Eurotiomycetes; Eurotiales; Aspergillaceae. The coding region runs from base 1 to 1362 and encodes 453 amino acids. The record is from RefSeq and is a predicted model, not a curated record. Gene Ontology annotation, molecular function: hydrolase activity, hydrolyzing O-glycosyl compounds. The transcript has 4 exons. Gene Ontology annotation, biological process: carbohydrate metabolic process.